This is a messenger RNA of Nothoprocta perdicaria, 909 nucleotides long. Its product is annotated as GTPase IMAP family member 1-like. Bases 1 to 909 code for a protein of 302 amino acids. Gene Ontology annotation, molecular function: GTP binding. The record is from RefSeq and is a predicted model, not a curated record. The transcript has 2 exons. Lineage: Eukaryota; Metazoa; Chordata; Aves; Tinamiformes; Tinamidae.
AUGAGACAUGGAGAGGAUGAGGACACCGGCCCCGGCGCGUGGGACGCCCAGGAAGCGGGGCAGACGGAGCUGAGGCUGCUGCUCGUCGGCAAGAGCGGGAGCGGGAGGAGCGCGACGGGCAACACCAUCCUGGGGCGGCCGGCGUUCGAGUCGCGGCUGUCGGCGCGGCAGCCGGUGACGCGGCGGGGCGCGAGCGCGAGCGCCGUGCGCCGCGGCAGGCGGCUCGUGGUCACCGACACGCCGGCCGUCUUCGGCGCGCCGCGCUCCGGCCGCGCCUGGCACCGCGAGCUCGCCCGCUGCCUGCUGCUCUCGGCGCCGGGACCGCACGUGCUGCUGCUGGUGACCCAGCUGGGCCGCUACACCGAGGAGGACCAGGCUGCCGCCGAGGACAUCUGGAGCGUCUUUGGACACGCGGCCAAGGGCCACACCAUCGUGCUCUUCACACGCAAGGAGGACUUGGGGGACGGGUCCUUGCGUGAGUACGUGACGGGCACGGAAAACGCGGCUCUCCAGAGACUGAUCGCGGGCUGCGGGAACCGGUACUGCGCGUUCAACAACCGGGCGGCCGGGGCAGAGCGCGCCGCGCAGGUCGCGGAGCUGCUCGCGCUCGCCCAGAGCGUGCUGACGGCCAACGGAAACGCCCACUACACCAACGAGCUCUACCACGAGGCCAGCGCCCUCAGCAGCAGGCACGAGGGGGAUGUGGAGGAGCAAUGCAGCGUGCUCGCGGAGCGAGUGGAGCGGGCGCUGCGCGGGCGGGACGGCGCGUGGAGGGCAGCGUGCAGCUUCGUGGCGCGCGUUGGGCGCUGCCUCCUUGGAGUCAUCGUGUGCAUGGCGCACUGUGCCCGCCGGGGGCUCGCCCGGGCAUGGGGGCACGUUGUGUGGCUGUAUCGCCGCUUCCUCGGCUAG